Diabrotica virgifera virgifera (western corn rootworm) is the source of this 1955-nucleotide messenger RNA. Its product is annotated as heparan-alpha-glucosaminide N-acetyltransferase. NCBI's taxonomy places the organism in Eukaryota, Metazoa, Arthropoda, Insecta, Coleoptera, Chrysomelidae. The coding region runs from base 167 to 1909 and encodes 580 amino acids. The record is from RefSeq and is a predicted model, not a curated record. The transcript has 10 exons.
UUCAAUGAAAACAAAUUAUGUAUCAAUAUUACUAGUGAUAAAUUGACUAUUCAUAAAAAAUUGAGAUUAAAACAACGGAUUCAAUAUUGAUCUGUAAUAUAACUGUUCAAUUUGAGUUUCGUAUGUUUCGAAGUAUUUUAACCAUAAAUUGAGGUAGUCUAAGAAAAUGAAAUGGUGUUUAAUAGAUGACUAUGACGUCAGCGACUACAAAGGAUAUAGUUUAGCCAAUUUAACUUUGGAUCAAUAUUAUUUGAAUAUCGAAGUUGCUGAUUAUAAAAACGUGUAUUUAUAUACACUCAACAAAGAAUGCUAUCAGUGUCCGUAUUUAAUAACAAACUAUUGCAAGGGUUCUGCUAAAGAAUGUGACAACGAUCUCACUAAGAAUAUAUUUAGUACCGAUGUUACCUUCAGAUUGGCCACAGAACGGACGGAGUAUCUUCCGCAAGAUCAAAAGGAUAAUGUUAUAUGUGAUAUAAAAGAAGAACUGGGAGAGUUCGGUGUAUACAAUGUAGAUGUUAAUAAGUCUGGGUGUUUCUUGGAAACAUUAAAGGAACCUGUUAAUAUAUAUGCACCAAUUUUAACAAUAAUUUUAAUAUAUGCUGCAAUAUUUAUAUUGAUUUAUGCCAGCUGCCGACUUUGGAAAAAAUUUGUAUCAACGAAGACCAUUGAUAGGACCAACGCAGAAAUCACUUCCUCCGCUACUCCAAAGAAAGAAAGAAUUUCAUCGUUGGAUGCUUAUAGAGGUUUAACCAUACUUUUUAUGAUAUUCGCCAAUUAUGGACAAGGUGGCUAUACCGUGAUCGAACAUGCGCGUUGGAACGGCCUACAUGCCGCUGACUUGGUAUUUCCAUCUUUCUUGUGGAUUAUGGGAGCAUGUAUACCCAUAGGGAUGGUUUCGAAUUUUAAGAAAAAUAAAAGUAACAGGGAUAUGAUCUGGACUAUUACAAAGAGGUCUCUAAAACUAUUCUGCUUGGGAGUAUUCUUAAAUGGUGGUUCCGAUAUUAACUAUCUUCGAAUAUUUGGAGUUUUACAAAGACUAGGAAUUGGAUAUUUUGUUGCCGCUGUAUCUUUAGUAUAUUUAAUGGAGAGAAAACAAAACGAUGAAAAAGAGGAAAGUACGUGGAGGAAACACUUUAAUGAUAUAAACAGAAUUUAUCAAGCCUGGUUACUAGCCCUUGGUGUGUUAAUAUUACAUACAAUAUUAAUAUUUGCUGUAGCAGCUCCAGGAUGUCCUAGGGGUUAUAUGGGUCCAGGUGGCCUGCAUAAAAACAGUUCCUACAAAAACUGCAUAGGGGGAGCCACGGGAUACAUUGAUGGGUUAAUUCUCGGAAACCAUAGAUACCAAAAUCCUACCAUUUAUAAAACUUACGAAUCCAAACCGUUUGAUCCAGAAGGAGUAUUAGGAUGUCUAACUACAAUAUUUCACACUUUUCUUGGAGUCCAAGGAGGAAUGAUUCUUAUAUCAUACAAGUCACACAACCAAAGACUAUUAAGAUGGUUACUUUGGGCGGUCAUCCCCGGAGUGAUUGGUGGAGCAUUAUGCGGAUUUGCAAAAGAAGAUGGUUUUAUACCAGUCAACAAAAAUUUAUGGUCAUUAUCCUUCGUCAUGGUGACUACCUGUUUUUCAUUCUUUAUGCUGAGCCUUUUCUACCUUCUUGUAGACGCCAAAAAAUGGUGGUCAGGUAAACCAUUUACGUUUAUAGGCCAAAACGCUAUAUUACUGUAUAUCGGACAUGAGAUGUGUGAUGGACAUUUCCCAAUAAGAUGGUACCUCCACAAUUAUGGUAGCUUAACUAACGAAGUACGAAGAACACAUUUUCUGGCUCUAUUGUCUGACACAUGGGCUACAGGGAUUUGGGGGUUGGUUGCAUAUUAUUUGUAUAAGAUUGAAUACUUCUUUGUUAUAUAACUUUGUAUUUGAUAGAUUAUUUACAAAUAAAUUUUUACCAUUCUUA